CGCGGAGCCCACAACAAAAAAAAAGAAACGCAAAAAACGCAAAAAAAAAAAAAAAAGCUAGCGGUCUUAAGACACUAGCAACCACAGCUGAGCGGUGGCCUUCUGUGCCUUCGCACAUUUUACGCCGACGGGAGCCCAGCGCUCGACGCGAGCGAGCCACAGACACUACGCGACGCCGCAAAGUGCCUGCUGCCCUCAAAAGUAGCUGCACGUCGGCUGGUGGGCAGCAGCAGCCCCUCAAAGGCCAGCGCCUCCGCGGCGCACGCGACGAACGAUAAUGGGCAGCGGUGCUUCAGCGUGCACGGGAACUGAUGGGAGCGGAGCCGACGAGCUCAGAAAGGCGCUCGACAAGGCCUUGCAGCUCCGCGACGGCCUCGAACGUUCGCCGACGGUGGGUUUAUCGGGCGGGCUCGAGUCGCUCUUGUUGAAUAGAACCGUGUCACGCGCCGCUCACACGCGUAUGGACUCGGGAAGCGCCUACUCGCUGCUGAAGAGACGCCAAAAGUCCUCUAGAUUGAGGUCGUCUCGUGUCUUGGCGAGGGCACUUAGCGAGAAACGCGCCGGACGAGCGCUCCGUGGGACCGAGGAGGCGCUGUUCAAGCGGAUGCGCGGGCUGAGCGACGGCGCGUCGAACGGGCUCGCGCCACGCGUCUACGACACGUCGGCCGUGGACGGCGACGACGACAUCCCCUACCUCGCCUCUCCUUCUGUGUCUUCUGAAGGCGCCGAAGAACAGGAAGAUAUUGAUUUAGAUGAUUGGGAGGACGUCGAGGGUGCUGAGAAUGCCGGGCUAUCAGACAACUGUCGCGUCGAUGGCGUCGUCGGCGAGCAGGCCGCCGCGCCGGCCGACGAAGCGCGCGCCGGAGGAGCGCCGCGUGAGGGCGAGGCGACGAGCAUGCAGAUCUUCGUCGGCGACGAGGGCAAGACCAUCACCUUAGAUGUGGAGCCGACGGACACCGUCGACGCCGUCCAGCAGAAGGUCCACGGCAAGACUGGCGUCUUACCCGACGAGCAGCGCCUCAUCUUCGCCGACCAGGAGCUCAGGGACGGCCACCGAACGCUCAUCGACCACAAGAUCCAGCACGAGUCGACGGGCACGUUGUUGCAGCGCGUGCGCGGGGGUGCCCCCAAGAAGAAGCCCGCAGCGGCCCCUUCGUCGAAAAAGGCGGCGGAAGAAGGCCCUCAAAAAGUGAUCUUCAUGGCGACGAAGAAGAAUCAGUUCGAAUCGUGCACCGUGAAAGAGCUGCGCGGGCUCCAUGCCACGCUGUACGAGGACGAGCCGGACAAGGACGACGCCAUCGUCAUGCUGCCCGUCGAGGGCCACGUCCUCUCUGAAGCUAGCGUGCGCGUCGAGGCAGUGGUCGUGAAUGGAAGGCGGCGCCGACUCGGAACGGAGCUGUUGACGAAGACGAAGGACGGCGUGCACUAUGUGGACGCGAAGGACGUGGAUUUGCGCCGUACUGGACAGUACGCGAAGUACCGGAACGACAAAGACGGUGCUAUCAAGUUUCUAGUUGAAGGGUCGAACAUGAGCUACCCAUCUAUUCCUAUCGUGGACUGGGUAUGGGGCGACGGACGUCCAGGUCACUGGGACGCUGCGUCAAAAGCUCUGAAGGAGCGCCGGGGCCAGUCGGCGGCUCAGCGGAAGACGUCGGACCGAAAGCGGUCUGCACCCGAUAGACCACUAGACACUGGAAACGCCGAUUCCGACGACGAGGGGAGAACGACGCUCUAUCUCGCGAGGGAGGAAGACGAGGAGAAUAUGAAGGCGAUCAGGGAGAAGCUCGAGGAGUAUUUGAAGGCGGCGGGCGACAUCGGCGAGGUGCUGUCCGUGCAGCGCCUGCGGGAGACGUUCUUCGACGACGCGACGCUUGAUAUUCAAAUUGGUGCUACUGGUAGAAGUGGGAUUGGUCGGGACCGGCGCGUGAACCUGCUCAUCGCGGGCUUCAAGGAGGAGUGGUCCGAGCUCGACUCCUCUGAACAGGAGAAGUCGCCCUGGCGACAUCUGGACGAUAGUGAGUAUGCCAGACGCGACUGGGCUAGUCAAGAUGUUGUCGACCAGAAGGAUGCGGCCCAGAAACGCUUCGCGGAGGCGGUAGCCGUGUUGGAUGAGGCGGACGCGCACCGCUUGUUGCAGCGCGUGGGCGGCAAGAAGAUCCAAGUGAAGAACCUAGGCGGCGACAAUGAGGACGAGUUGUGUGUCGUGGUGAAGCGCUACACUGCUGGUGAGGUGGCCGAAGAAGGGGCGUCGGACUGGUUCUCAGACGAAGAGGCGAAGCUUGUCUACAAGUACUGCAAGAAGCUAGACAAGGGCAAGCCCGUCAUGGAGGUCUGGCAUCAGUCCGGGCAGAGCGCGAUCGACAUCCUAGUAGCAGUCCAUGACUCGCUGCGACGCCAUCUAAUAAAGCACGACGAGUUCGAGCACCUCAAAGAGUGCCAGUACUUUGUCGGUGUUCACGUUAGGAGUGGAACUGCUUCGUUCGGGACAUUGGGUGGAACUGGUAAAAAGAAACAGACUGUCUUUACUAGAUACGCCCAGUACUUUUCGGGCAAUCAGUCAGCUUUGACUACGAGGCCCAAGCAACGCGUCGAUGUUAGGGGAAGUACACCCGGUGUAUGUGAGGACACGCGCGAGCGCUGGGUCUUAGUAAAUGACGACGGCGCAGCCGAACCAGCGCCGUGCUCUGGGGUCCGCGUGGACGUUGCGUUGGGCUACGGUUUGAAGAAAGGUGAGGUCACGACCCAGUUCCUCCGCGUGGAGCCGACCUGUGAAGAGGGAGCGAACGCCUCGACCCGCGCUGCCACGACUACGGUGGUAUCGCCGACGGCGUAUGCCCAAUUUAAGGCUACGAGGACGGGCACGGAGAAGGUUAAAUCCUGGGGCGUAUCUGGCGUUGAUCUGCGCACCGAUUCCGUCGGGCAAGCGCUGCUGGCGGUCGCGUGCGGUGCGCGGGGCCUCCACAAGCUCUGCCGAUGCUACCCGCUAGCAGCGUUGGAGGUCGUGCCCUGGCCGCUGGCCAACGAGUUCUACGGUACUGGUAGCAUUACUGAGUUCGAUUAUAUGUGGUUGAUCAAGUGGUACUUCUUCGCGAAGCUGGGCGAGAUCGUGGAGUUCUCCGGGGCGAACCGCGAGGGCACCCGGAAGGACGCGUUCGACUGCUCGAUCAAGAAGCGGAGCGGGAGCCUCAUCACUUUACUGAAGAAACGAGACGUGGUCUGCGAGGGCAAGAAGUUGUAUACUAAGCGCCUCGACGAGGACCAGAGACAGCAGCACCAGGAGACGGGCUACUCUGCGACGGUUGAGACGUCGGUGAUUCGCGCCGACCCGACGCGCGUCGACGUCACAAUUGGCGUGCAGCAGUCGGUGAAGGUCGGCUCGACAUCUACGUGGGUGUUUGAUGGCAAAGAUUCGUCGCAACGGGCCGCGAAGUACCGUUGGGACAUCGUCCAAUUAGUGAGGCGCUACAGAACCACGGGGAAGUAUAGCAAGCAGAAGUGCUGGGAGAAGGCGUUCGACAAGAUCCACGCGAGCGCAAAGCACAACAGCUGCAACAGUCGCUUUGUGGUGACUGCUACGGCGAGGUGCGAGGACUCGUCGACGUCUGAAGCUUACUUUGACACGCACCCGAGCUGGAAGCCGGGCAAAUUGAAGGAUGAGAUGGUCAAUGCGAUCAACAAGGAGCUCGCCUACAACGAGAAGUAUGUGAAGGACAAGAAGAAGAAGCACGUGGGCGACGAGCAGUUCAAGUUCAAGAAGUUGGAUGAGGAGGAGUUGAAGCGGCUGCGCAAGUACGAGAAAGAUCUGAAGAAGGCGAUGCCGGACGAGGUGCCGCAACCCGAGGGCACACCGUGGGACGACGCGGUCGCUGCUCACGAAAAGGAAGCUCAGGCUGGGCUGCGCAAGAUGGCCAAGAAGGCCGUGUCCGGCAUUCCGCUGAUGGAUGCGUACAUGGCCUUCCGGCCGCGCCUCGUGGGCGCCGACGUUGCUCUACUCGAUCUCAUGGAGGAAGACCUCGUCAACGCGCGGGCAGGGCGCGCCUUGAAAGUCAUAGAGAGUUCGGAUGAUGAUGAUGACGACGAUGAUGAUAGUAACGAUGGCGACGGUCCCGGUGCGGGCGGCGGCGCGGGCAAGCAGAAGAGGAAGAAGGCCGAGGCGUCGUCGUCCGACGAGGACGAGGAGGAGGAGGUUGCGCCAGCGCCGAAGAAGCGCGCAUCGACGAAGAAGAAGGGUAUCUCGACGACCAUAGAUAGCUCGGAUGAUGAUGAGGACGACGAAGAUGAUGAUGUGCCUGAGGCGGGCGACGGCGCGGCCGAGGAGGAGCAGCAGCUGACGCCCGAGCAUUCGUCGUCCGAGGAGGAUGUGGUAGUGGAGGCGCCACCGCCGAAGAAGAAAGCGGCGUCCAAGAAGCGGAAAUCGACGGCCGACGCGGAGGCGCCGGCGCGGGCGCCGGCGCGCAAGAAGUUGAAGGAGCUGUCGCCGGGCAAGAGAAAGAAGGCGGCCAAGCGGGGCCAAAAGCGAUUCGCGGAGAUCGCGGCGAAGCGCGGGAAGAAGUAGUCUCGGGCCGACGUAUGCCUCACCCGUCCAGAUCGUGGUCGCGGUACUCACCGUCCUCCGGGAACUCACAACGACCUGUACCCGCUUCCCCGUCCCUGGAUUCCGAGCGGUCCCCGUCCCAACGAAAUGACAACCCUAGGGCCCCCGUGGCUCCCGCUUGAGGGGCGCGUAAACUUUACUCGGU
This is a messenger RNA of Pelagomonas calceolata, 4739 nucleotides long. NCBI's taxonomy places the organism in Eukaryota, Pelagophyceae, Pelagomonadales, Pelagomonadaceae. The record is from the annotation of a GenBank genome assembly.